Synchiropus splendidus (mandarinfish) is the source of this 2669-nucleotide messenger RNA. RefSeq lists its product as uncharacterized. The coding region runs from base 99 to 1058 and encodes 319 amino acids. The transcript is spliced from 6 exons. The record is from RefSeq and is a predicted model, not a curated record. NCBI's taxonomy places the organism in Eukaryota, Metazoa, Chordata, Actinopteri, Syngnathiformes, Callionymidae.
AGAAUAUUUUCAUCUCAUGGUGACUUAUGCAGUUUGAAUGUGUGGGUGGGGGGAUACACUGAAUGUAACCUCCCCUCAGAUACCGGAAGAAUUCAGUCAUGUCUCUGGUUCUACUCCUUCUCUGUGUGUUUCUGGCCCCACAAGCCUCUGAAGCUGAGACUGUGUUUGUGAAGACGGGAGAAGAUCUACGUCUGGCUGGUCCUGGACCUGUGGACCUGAGCAAGUUGGAACUGUUUUUCUGGCGAUACAACAGAACAACCAGCAUUGUGAGGUUAUCUCCAGGAGGAGAACCUGCGAUAUUUCCUGCUUAUGAAGGCAGAGCUGAAUUUGUUAAAGAAACUCAUUCAUUACUGGUGAAGAGGGUGAACCAUAGUGACAGUGGUGACUACACAGCUGUGAUAGCUGAAAGUAAAGAGAGAGAAGUAGCAAGAUACAGAGUCCAAGUCCUGGAUCCAGUGAGUCCAGUGAGAAUUCAGCUGAGGGUGGUUAGCAUCUCUCAGAGUGAGGACACUUGUGUCCUCAACGUGACUUGUGGUCCCAUCACUAGCUCCUUCACCAACAAUUGUAAAACCUUCAGCCAAGACGGAGGUCAGCAGGAGGUCAACCUUUCUGGAUCCACUUACCGAAUCUACCAUCAGAACAGCAACAUCAUCUGUAACCAGAGCAACCAGGUCAGCUGGACCAAUGACACACAGGCUGUCAGGGAUCACUGUACACUGGUCUGUCCUCGGUCUUUCCCCUUUUGGCUCGUGAUCCUCAUCGCUGUUCUUCUUGUUGUUGGUGGUUUAACGUGUGGAAUUGUCUGUUACAAAAAACGACAUAACAAAAAGACCAGCGAAGAACAGAGCGAGCAAGUCUAUGACCAACCAGAGGACUCGAACCCGAGCAACCGCACAGAACCUGAAUCUGGACCUUCGCCGAACUCCACUUACGCCUUGGUGGAAUUCCACACAGGACCCUCCAGACCGGCCCCUGAACAAAAGGCCGCCUUGCCUGAGACGACGUACGCUCAAGUGGACAAGCGCAGAACAGGAGACAGCGCCCUCCACAGGCUGUAAUUCCCUUCACACCUGCCCAGAACUCUUCUGGUGCAGCCCAGUAUAUUUGAAACAAGGGAGAGGGGAUCGUGGCAGGGCAGGUUUCCGAGACCACACGCUAGUCAGGUCAAGGCAUUAUCUAACUGUGUAGUCAGUGAAAGGAACGUACUCCUGAACCAUUUGAGCUCGAUCCACACUAGCUCACUCUCCCGUGAACACCGGCCAUUGAAUACAGUGGCCUCAGGUGGACAAAAUUAGGUCUUAACAAUUGACAGAUUAAUAGACCUUGUCAGUUUGAGAAAAGAGAGAUGUUUGUAAAAAUUGAUUUCCAGCACCUUCAAUCGUGUCAUGUGACUCCAAUGAUAAAGGUUACAUUACUUAUUAUAUUCAAAAAUUCUAAACGUAUGUUAUGAAUGAAUUCCAAUGAACAAGUAUCAAUAAUAUAAAUAUAAAUAGUGAUCAAUGCAAUUCAAAGACUUGCUAGAAAUCCUCAACGUCACGACAGUGAUGCUAGUGAGACUGGAGGUCUGUUGUCACUUACGCUAUUUUGGCUUUUUUUUGUUUCGCCACACACAGCAUCCUGCUUCCUCUGUCACUGUUUUGAGACAGUCAAGCUUGCUCUCUUGCUCUCUGUUAUGCUAUUAUAAAACUAUAGCCUCCUUUCAAUCUCUGUUUACUCCAAACUUCGAUAGCCUUUUCACUUUUUUAUUGUUCUAGUCUGCUUUUCAUUGUUUUCAGGUUUGUACAGUCGCCUUGAGCAUUUCCAAUGUUAAAUAUUUAUUUUAUUUUAUCAUUUAUUAAUUAUUAUUAUUACUCUAUGACUAACUAUAUAUAUAUAUAUAUAUAUAUAUAUAUAUAUAUAUAUAUAUAUAUAUAUAUAUAUACACAAAAAAACAAAAACAAAAAAAAAACAAACAUGUUCCUUGAUUUAUUUCAAGAACCCGGUCUCUAAACCCAAAUGUCCUCACUUUCACUCGAUGCCUUUUUGAUUUGACAAUGGUGCGUCAAACAUGAUGUACAGCCUUGUAUUUGUGUAUGAACGAUGUCAAUGUUUGUGUUAUCUUGCACUUUUAUUCAUGCCGUUACAUCUUUAAGUUCCCAUGGAACUAAAGAAUUGCUUGAAACAACUUUCAACCAGGACGUAGUGGGUCGGCUGAACCUCAAGGCAGCCGGGUCCAAAUGAGUGAGAGGUAGUGAACCAUUCCUGACUAGCUUUGCACUGAACUGUUCAUUGUCUGUGCGUGUCUUAUGAGUCGAUGUACAUAGAUGAACAUGGUUACAGAAUUAUUUUUCUACUUUCUAUUUGAUUAUAAUAAGAAUCUCUGCCACUGUGAUGAAGAUGAAAGUAUUGCUAUAUGUAUGAAUGUCAUUUUAGUGAGUUCGUCCAUGAAGUCUGGAGCUUGUGUUUUUUUGUACGGACAAGUUUACAUGUUUAUGAGCCACAGACUGUUCAGGAAACGCUUGAGUUUAUGUUACCCCUGUGCUUGUAGCGCUACAUGCAAAUGUGUUAACUGCUAGCUGUUGAAUUACUUGUGUGUAUAAUGUUUGGGAAAGACUUUGAGUGUUUUUAACAUUUUGUUCAAUGAAAAAUAAAAAUGGCGAUGGUUUGUGUGUUUUACUGAGUAGAACUUU